This is a messenger RNA of Ornithodoros turicata, 2212 nucleotides long. RefSeq lists its product as uncharacterized. Gene Ontology annotation, biological process: protein processing. Bases 68 to 2098 code for a protein of 676 amino acids. Gene Ontology annotation, molecular function: metalloendopeptidase activity. The record is from RefSeq and is a predicted model, not a curated record. The transcript has 2 exons. Gene Ontology annotation, cellular component: plasma membrane. Lineage: Eukaryota; Metazoa; Arthropoda; Arachnida; Ixodida; Argasidae.
UGUGUCACACACGCGCAUUCGAUACUGUGCGAUUAUUUUGUACUAGUUCAAGAAAGCGCUACUUACAAUGCAAUACUUCCCGCAGGACAGCAGUGCUGCCGCCGAAGCCCAACGAUGGACCAUAGCCAGUUUUAUCGCCUUCGCUAUCUUCAGCAUUAUUUGCGGCAUAGCCAUCACUUCUUAUUUCUUCUCCAGUUACAAGAGACAUCCUGUUGCUUUUCACACGUCAGAAGCGUUCCUACGAGGCACUUGCAACACCAGCGCUUGCAAUUGCUUCUCCGACCUCCUCAGUCAGACCGUGAACCAUAGCGUGGACCCGUGUGUCGAUUUCUACAAAUACGCUUGCUCUCGUCUGGCCACCGGCGAAGACAACCUGAGGUCCAGGUUAGCGAAACAACAAGUGCUAAAUCACAUAGGUACCAAAGACGCUGUCAAACUGCCUGCAACAUCAGCACUUGCGAAGACUGCCCUUCUGUACAACACUUGCAUUAAAGACACUACAAAAGCGGACAUCGAAGUCGUGAGGACAUUUUUAGCAAGUUAUAACCUGUCCCCCGGAGACAGUGAGCGCCCAGAAGUGGAUCCGUUGAAGACUAUGCUGACCAUGGCAAGCAAGAUGCAAGACGGGAUACUGUUCCAUCUGGGCUUAGAUUACGGCCGUUUUCUAUCACCCGCCGAGCGUGCUGAUUCCAGCACGACUCACCCGUUCUGGUUCGGUCUAAACAAGGAGUUCAAGAGAUGGACGACGUGGAUUUGGAAGAACAAAACCGUAAGCCUGCGCGAUGAAGUGAUGCACACCCUUAGGCUGAUAUGGCCGCAGAAUUUUUUGUCGGACAAAGUCUUGGACCCUACGGUACAUGCGAUUGAGGCGGUUGAUGCCGAGGUUGAAGUGAUGUUGCGAAGGUCAUUCGUGCGCGUCAACUCUUCAAAUAAGGUAACGAUCGCCGUAGAAGACGUGCGCAAUUAUUCGAAAUACCUGGACGGCGACCUUCUGGUACAUUAUCUGUCGACUGACGGCCUCCUUUACAAGACCCGUUUGCUUCUUACCGUCGACGGUAUCGGGACCCUCAGCUUCUUGGACAGCUUGCUCACAAUCGAAAAGAAGAACCUACUGGCGUACCUCUCGUGGGAGUUAGCUCGCCAGCUUAUAAAUUUCGGCCUCGAAAGAGACGUGGAGAAACAAAGGCUCGUUUGCUACAAUAAGGUUGAACGGCUGCUCGGCGCAGGUGCGCUUGUAGCUCAUGGGAUCUUCGGAGACGUCACCGACGUUACCAGGGAAACGGCACGGGACAUUUUCAAGCUGGUCCGCGACAAUUCCGUCUCUCUCAUAAGAACAUUGGCUGGUAGAAAGGAGAGGGAAAUUCAGCAUUUACGAGGGAUCGCCGAACGACUCGGCAAGACACAAAUCACUUUCGUUCACCCACUUGGCCUGAACAAUCUUGAAGAACUAGACAAGCACCUGAGCUACGUCUCCCUCACGAAUGAGAGUUUCGUGGCAAACUUCUUGAGCAUAUCUGAAACCAUGUGGCGUCGCACGAAGCAACACGGCAUUCCUGAUUGGCUGGAAGGCAUGAAGAUCGACGAGAAGACAUCCUACAUCCUCGGAAAAGAGUUCAAAGUUCCAGCACGGUACGUUUUGCCCCCCUUGUUCUCUUUGGACGGAUAUCGAGCGGCGAACAUGGGUACCUUUGGAUGGCUGGUUUCCGAACAGAUUUGGUACACGCUCUUCUCGGAGGAUGUCGGAGGACUCGAAAAUCCAACGAGUUCUUACAUGGCAGAUGUUUUCUCGAAGAAAACUCGUUGUCUGAAACGUCGAGGGGGUUCUCUGGAUAUCUGGCACGUCUUCCGCGCUGUGGCGAUGUCGGUUCUUGUAGAGACAUUUGAGGGCACCCUGAAGACGGGUGACGACGUGUCAAAGGAAAUGUCGAUGCAACUUCUGUUCCUUUCGACGUGCCUUCCAGAGUGUGGUGUGGAGACGCUUGGAAUGGGGGACGCAGCGCAGCGUUGCAAUAUAGCAGUGAUGAAUAUGCACGCAUUCGCUAAUGCUUUCCAUUGUUCGGAUACAAAGCCUCGAUACGAAGCCUUCUGCAAUUUCUGAUGAUAGCCUGCUGUUCUAUUAUGAUUGUAAGACUUCUUGAAGGUUGGCACUGAAAUGACAGUUGUGAUAAUGUUGAAUGAUUAUUUUAGAGUUGUUACUCAAUACAUACACAUG